GCUGCGCCUGCGCAGGAUGAGGCGGCACGGCCUUUAGGCCUGUGUGUGAGAGGAGGUUCCGCGUCCAGUAUGCUAUCAAUCUUUGGGGUCUCCCUCGAAUCUUGAGGGAAGCGGGAAAAGCUUUGGGGCUCAUGCGGCCCUGAGCCGUAGCCUUAGGCUUCCCCGGAAGGAGGGAGGGAAGGAGGCUUCAGGGCCUGGCGCCAGGUGCAGCCCCCUCCCCAGCGGUUGCCAUGCCGGCGGCGGCCCCCAUCAUCAGCUCUGUGCAGAAGCUGGUGCUCUACGAGACCAGAGCACGGUAUUUUCUUGUUGGAAGCAAUCAUGCAGAAACAAAAUAUCGUGUUUUGAAAAUUGAUCGCACAGAACCAAAGGAUUUAGUUGUCAUUGAUGACAGGCAUGUAUAUACUCAGCAAGAGGUGAGAGAACUACUUGGUCGCUUAGAUCUGGGGAAUAGAACAAAAAUUGGGCAGAAGGGCUCCUCUGGAUUAUCACGCGCUAUCUCUGCUUUUGGUAUAGUAGGUUUUGUCAGAUUUUUAGAAGGCUACUACAUUGUGCUAAUUACAAAGAGGAGAAAGAUGGCAGAUAUUGGAGGACAUGCAAUAUAUAAAAUAGAAGAUACAAGUAUGAUCUACAUUCCAAAUGAUUUUGUAAGAGUGACGCAUCCUGAUGAAGCGAGAUACCUUCGAAUUUUUCAGAAUGUAGAUUUGUCUAGUAAUUUUUAUUUCAGCUACAGCUAUGAUCUAUCUCACUCUCUCCAGUAUAACCUUACUGUUUUGAGAAUGCCCCUUGAUGUACUUAAGACAGAAACAACUCGAACUCGGCAAGAGAGUUUUGAUAUUUUUGAAGAUGAGGGACUUGCAACUCAAGGUGGGAGUGGUGUAUUUGGAAUUUGCAGUGAACCCUACACAAAAUAUGUGUGGAAUGGGAAACUACUGGACACUGUUAAAACUGCAGUUCAUCGGGAUUGGCUCUUGUAUAUUAUUCAUGGAUUCUGUGGGCAGUCAAAACUUCUCAUAUAUGGCCGUCCUGUGUAUGUCACCCUGAUAGCUAGAAGAUCAAGUAAAUUUGCUGGAACACGGUUUCUAAAGAGAGGAGCAAAUUGUGAGGGUGAUGUAGCAAAUGAAGUAGAAACUGAGCAAAUAUUGUAUGAUGCUUCAGUGUUGUCAUUUUCUGCUGGGAGCUAUUCAUCUUAUGUCCAAGUACGGGGUUCUGUUCCUCUAUAUUGGUCUCAGGAUAUCUCAACUAUGAUGCCAAAACCACCAAUUACAUUGGAUCAGGCAGACCCGUAUGCACACGUAGCUGCUCUUCAUUUUGAUCAGAUGCUCCAGAGGUUUGGCUCCCCCAUCAUCAUUUUGAAUCUUGUGAAGGAGCGUGAAAAAAGAAAACACGAAAGGAUACUGAGUGAAGAACUUGUUGCUGCUGUGACCUACCUCAAUCAAUUUUUACCUCCUGAGCAUGCUAUUGUAUAUAUUCCUUGGGAUAUGGCCAAGUAUACAAAGAGCAAACUCUGUAAUGUCCUUGACAGACUGAAUGUGAUUGCAGAGAAUGUGGUGAAGAAAACUGGUUUCUUUGUAAAUCGCCCUGAUUCCUACUGCAGUGUCUUGCGCCCAGAUGAAAAGUGGAAUGAGCUGGGAGGAUUUGUGGUUCCCACUGGCCGCCUACAGACUGGAAUUCUUCGAACUAAUUGUGUAGACUGUCUGGAUCGCACAAACACAGCCCAGUUUAUGGUUGGGAAAUGUGCAUUGGCCUAUCAGCUUUAUUCUUUAGGAUUGAUUGACAAACCCAACCUGCUGUUUGAUACAGAUGCUGUUAGAUUGUUUGAAGAAUUGUAUGAAGACCAUGGGGAUACCCUGUCACUCCAGUAUGGUGGUUCUCAGCUUGUUCACCGAGUAAAAACCUACAGAAAGAUAGCACCCUGGACCCAGCAUUCGAAAGAUAUUAUGCAAACUCUUUCAAGAUACUACAGUAAUGCAUUUUCAGAUGCUGAUAGGCAAGAUUCAAUUAAUCUGUUCCUGGGAGUAUUUCAGCCUGAGGAAGGGAAGCCUCACCUCUGGGAGCUUCCUACUGAUUUUUACUUGCACCAGAAGGACACAAUGAAUCUUCUUCAGACAAGGCGAAGCUACACUUUCUGGUGGACUCCAGGUGUACUGAAAUACUUACCACUCCCUUACGAUGAAGUGAUAUGUGCUGAAAAUAGAAGGAAGCUAAUGGUGAAGAAAUUUCAUAAGUUUGAUGAAGAAGUUGACAUUCAUAAUGAAUUUUUUCGGCCUUAUGAACUUAGCAGUUUUGAUGAAACGUUUUGCUUGGCCAUGACAAAUUCAACACGAGAUUUUAUGCCUAAGAACAUUGGCAUUGAUCCCAGCCCAUUUACUGUACGUAAACCUGAUGAAACUGGAAAAUCUGUUUUGGGGAACAAAAGUAACAGAGAAGAAACUGUGCUGCAGCGCAAAACGGCGGCUAGUGCUCCCCCACCCCCCAGUGAAGAGGCUGUGUCAAGCAGCUCUGAGGAUGAUUCUGGGACAGAUAAGGAAGACGAGGGGGCUGUGUCUCAGCGUUCAACACCUGUGAAAAUAACAGAUACAGGAGAUAAUACCAAAAUAACAGAAAAUGUAGUACAGCCUAUAAAAGAUGUAUAUGGUAUUAAUCUCUCAGAAUCUCCUUCAGAAGAUGAUCUCAGCAUAUACACAAGGUUUGUUCAGUUGGGGCAGAGUCAACACAAACAAGCCAAGAGUCAUCAGCCUCUUUGUUCUAAACACUUAGAUGGGGUUAUACAUUUAACACACAUUUCCGCUUUCUCUCAAGACAACAUUUAUGAAGUCCAGCCUCCUAAAGUUGACAGAAAAUCUAUUGAGAUCUUUCACGCUCAUAUCCAGGCUGCAAAGGGCAUAAUGCAGCCGUUGGGAAAAGAUGAUAUCCUUCUGUAUCGAGAAUAUAUUAGAAACAGAUACAUGUGAAGAAAUCAUUGUGCUCAGUUUCUCUGGCUGCUGUAUUUCUGAGUCCCCAAUAUGCCUUGAAAAGGCUACCAUCAGGAAUGCACUAUAAAUGCCUCUUACUUAUAUAGGUUUCCCCAUAUGAGGAGUUGUAUAUAGCUUUGCUGCACUUUAGUAUUUUCUUAUAUGAAUGAAGUGUAAAUUAAAACACAGAACUUGUUCUUAACUGUCUAUGUUGUAUAAGUCAAAUUAAAUAAAGCAAUGGGUAUGGCUGAAGUUCUUUUUCUAUGGUAAUGAUGUUUUUAGCCUUUUUGAAUUUUUCUAACUGGAAUUCUUUAUGUGUUCAGCCUAUGUUUCCAUUAGAAUCUUUGGGGAAAAAACAAACAAAUAGGUGUUAGAUACUUUCACCAAGAUGUCUGUAUCACAUAAUCUGAGGAUUUUUAAAAUGUGUGGUGAAAUCUUUUUGAUUGAUAGAAGCCAAGAAGACCCACCAGGCUACGUUUUCAUGCUGAGAAUAGAAAUGGCACUUGGUAUUUGGUCCAUUCCUUUCCUUCUAACUGCUGUGGGCAGACUCUCAGAGGCCUCUCUAGAAAUAUUAUUGCUUGCUGCAGAGUAAUUUCUAAAGCUUCCCUCUAAGAGAGGAGUGUCAUUAAAAUUUCAUUUGAUAAAGCAGUGAUGUGUUUUGUGAUUAGAUAAUAAAGAUGAGAACAUGCUGUGGUUUGAAAGUGAUGGAUUACUGCAGUUAUGUACCUGUUGGUCUAUUGAAAGGUUGUAAUUCUAGAAUAUAAGUGUUUUCUUUCCUAUAUAAAAAAUAUGAUCAAGAAAUAAGAGAAGUCUUCUUGAUUGGUAAAGAGUUUCUGUCUUCCUCACCAGUAUCUUGUUCUUUGAAAGACAUUCUAUAUUGUGAUGUCUGAUGCCUCUUGUUAAUGACUGUCUUGCUUUGACAUUCAGCAGCUAUUUUCCAGUCUACUCUUCAGCCAAAUUCAUCUGAUUUUUCAAAACUGUCAUUUACACCUGGAGAAAUGAUCUUAUCAGGAAGCUGUCAGUUGCUAACUAGAUUCUAUCCCAAGCAUAGGCAAACUUCGGCCCUCCGGGUGUUUUGGACUUCAACUCCCACAAUUCCUAAUAGCCAGUAAGCUGGCUGGGCUUUCUGCAAGACAUCCGGACGGCCAAAGUUUCUCGUGCUGUCUAGCCACAACAAUAUUUUUGUCCUCAAAUGGUAUUUCUGAGAGAGAAAAAACUUGAUGAAUUUUAAAAGCAGGGAUGUAUUGCCACAGAAGAUGCAUUAUGGAAAGGGACCAAGAUGUUAGAUGAAACCUCCCACUUGGGAUAAAAAUUUUUCACAGAUUGCAACCACCAAGUAAGGCAUUGCCCAUCUGAGGUAGUGUAACAGAUGGAUUUUGUUUCCAAUGACAAAUGAUUUGCAAGUUCAAGUCAGUAGACACUUGCCUUGGGAACCAGCUUACAUGAUGCUUGUCAAUAGUUAGAAAGCUGAUGGCAUGGCAAAGAUUUUGCUGUUGUGUGGUACUCUGCUGUUUUAUCUUCAUAAUAAUGAUAAUAAUUGUGGCUUGAGACAGGGUACAACUUGGUUAAAAACUGUGAGAUAAAACAGUAUUAAAAUGCAUAUAACAAAUAUACACAGAUAAAAUGCAGAUUAAAAUUCACCCUGCAUUCAUAAGUAAAAACACUGGGUAGGCCUGCCGGAAGAGAUAGUUCUUCAGUUGUGUUUUAAAUUAAUAGACCAUUUAUCUGUUGGAGUUCUAGGCAGGUCAUUCCACAAUCUUGGGGCAGCCGAUGAUGAAACGGUCUUCUGAGUGACAGUUGCCAGUCGGGUUCUGACUGACUGCAUGACCUCAGUGUCUGGGGCGGAUUGUAAGGGAGAAGGAUAUCCUGUAGGUAACCUGGACCCAAACCAUAUAGGGCUGUACUUAAUAAGGAGUUCAGGCUUGCUUAGCACAUUUGAAAUCAGAGCCUUGCAUAUGGGGCAACAAGGGAGAAAUCCAAAUGUUAACUCUCUUUUCCUUAAGAUCAGUCUUUUUCCUGCCUACUGCUAAUAAUAAUUGACUAUUAUAAUUGUAUAUUUAUAUUACAUGCAAUAUUACUAAUAAUAUUGCGAUAUAGUUGUAUAAUAUAAUGUAUGUAUAUAUACUUGUAAACCGCCCUGAGUCCCCUUCGGGGUGAGAAGGGCGGUAUAUAAAUGUCGCAAAUAAAUAAAUAAAUAAAUAAAUCUUC
Messenger RNA from Anolis carolinensis (green anole), 5159 nucleotides. It is a transcript of the gene fig4, whose product is annotated as FIG4 phosphoinositide 5-phosphatase. Gene Ontology annotation, biological process: phosphatidylinositol dephosphorylation. The record is from RefSeq and is a predicted model, not a curated record. Gene Ontology annotation, molecular function: phosphatidylinositol-3,5-bisphosphate 5-phosphatase activity. The transcript is spliced from 23 exons. Bases 231 to 2951 code for a protein of 906 amino acids. Gene Ontology annotation, cellular component: intracellular membrane-bounded organelle. NCBI's taxonomy places the organism in Eukaryota, Metazoa, Chordata, Lepidosauria, Squamata, Anolidae.